AUGCCUGGUCUCCACGACGAAGGUCCGACUCCGCGCUCGUCGAGGCAGGAGCUUUCAAGGCGAUGUGAUGUAAUAUACGUUCCGUCUGAUGACUCUACUCCCAUCAGCUUCAUGCAUCUUUACAGUUCACCGAAGCGGCAAAUCAGAGACACCGUUGGACAUAUCCCAGGUGAUUCUGAGAUCAACACCUUCAGAUCGCAACGUGCUAGACGCCAGGUACAAAAGCCGUUGGCAGGAUCUACUCCCAGAGCUCCGCUUCAGCAAAAUUUCAAGGUUGCCCAGCCAAUGGCGAUAACAGUUGAUGUCCCUGGAACAGGUGACGGCAAAGAAAACGUUCCUCCUGGAUUUUCCGUCAUCACCAGCAACAACAAAAGCAAAUCAGAAUGUCAUUCAACGGCGUCCAGGAUGGCCCGUCCAGUCCUGCAAACCACCAGUCUCAGAGCAUGCAUGACAACCAAGUCAAAAGAAGCCCAACCAGAGUCACUGAAGCGAGUAGCUCUAGAUGUGACUCGAGGUCGCCAGAGUCCCCAAAAAGAAGUCACCGAAAAGUUUGAACAUUCACCACCUGCUGGGAAUCCCUUGGCCUCUGCCUUAAACCGUGCCUGCUCCGCGGUCGUUAUUCAACGGGCAUGGCGAUCAUUUACAGAACGACGAAAUAAGCACGUGUGCGGUAUCGCCACGGCCAGGGUGAAGUUUGCAUGUGAGGUGAUUACUCGAUGGUGGCGUGGUGUGAAAGCCUGUAAGCUGCGAGGGCAGAAACAGAUGGCCGAGCUGGCAGGGAGCACCGAACAGAUGACCCGCCGCAAACCUGCUUCUCAGCGACGUUCCGCUCGCCAGGGGAAUCAGGGCUCUGGCCGUCGGGGCAUUCGACGCCUCUAA
Messenger RNA from Penicillium bovifimosum, 879 nucleotides. RefSeq names its product putative calmodulin-binding protein Sha1 (gene sha1). The record is from RefSeq and is a predicted model, not a curated record. The transcript has a single exon. Bases 1 to 879 code for a protein of 292 amino acids. NCBI's taxonomy places the organism in Eukaryota, Fungi, Ascomycota, Eurotiomycetes, Eurotiales, Aspergillaceae.